Humulus lupulus (European hop) is the source of this 1668-nucleotide messenger RNA. Its product is annotated as GABA transporter 1-like. The transcript has 7 exons. Bases 54 to 1394 code for a protein of 446 amino acids. Gene Ontology annotation, cellular component: plasma membrane. Lineage: Eukaryota; Viridiplantae; Streptophyta; Magnoliopsida; Rosales; Cannabaceae. The record is from RefSeq and is a predicted model, not a curated record.
AGACACCAUUCAAAGUAGUGACAGAGCAUAAAACAUAAAAAGGCAAUAAAGAAAUGGUUCCGGCAAAUCCAAAAACUUCAUCAUCAGAAAUAGAAGAAGAUGAAAUAAUAAGAAGUGGUUAUGAUCAUGAAGUUGGCAGAGGAACAUGGAAGCAGGCAGCUUUCCAUGUGGCCACCACCAUCGCCACGCCCGCCGCUUAUGCACCCCUUCCCUUUGCUCUUGCUUCUCUCGGUUGGCCUCUUGGAGUGAGUAGUUUGGUGAGUGGAACACUUGCAACUUGGUAUUCUAGUCUUCUAAUUGCUUCUCUUUGGAAAUGGGAUGGAAAGAAACAUGUCACCUAUCGGAGUUUAGCUAAAAGCAUUUUCGGAUUAUGGGGUUACUGGUCUAUAGCAAUUUUUCAACAGGUGGCUUCUUUGGGCAACAACAUCGCCAUUCAUAUUGCUGCUGGGAGCAGCCUCAAGGCAGUUUACAAGUUUUACUACAGUGAUGGAACUUUGACUUUGCAGCAUUUCAUUAUGUUCUUUGGUGCUUUCGAACUCUUCCUAUCUCAGCUCCCUGAUAUCCACUCCUUGAGAUGGGUCAACGCUUUGUCUACUUUCAGUACUGUUGGUUUUGCCGCUACAACUAUUGGUGUCACAAUAUAUAAUGGGAAAAAGAUUGAUAGAUCAUCAGUUAACUACAGUUUGCAGGGAAGUUCAUCUGCUAAAGCAUUAAAAGCCUUUAAUGCACUAGGCACGAUCGCCUUUUCGUUUGGAGAUGCAAUGCUUCCAGAAAUCCAGAAUACAGUAAGAGAACCUAUUAAGAAAAAUAUGUACAAAGGUGUAUCAGCAGCAUAUACCAUCAUAGUACUGAGUUAUUGGCAACUAGCCUUUUGGGGAUAUUGGGCUUUUGGAUCAGAAGUCCAGCCAUACAUUGUCUCUUCUUUAACAGAUCCAAAAUGGACUACUGUUAUGGCAAAUCUUUUUGCUGUGAUUCAAAUCUCUGGAUGCUUUCAAAUAUAUUGCAGGCCAACCUAUGCAUAUUUUGAAGAAACCCUUUUGAGUAAGAAAGCAACUAGUAAAAUUCAGCUAGAGAAAAGGCUAGUUAGACUAGCUUUAACAUCCAUUUACAUGGUGAUCAUAACCACCAUAGCUGCAGCAGUGCCUUUCUUUGGAGAAUUUGUGGCCAUAUGUGGUGCAAUUGGGUUCACUCCUCUUGACUUUGUUUUCCCAGCUCUGGCAUAUCUCAAAGUCAGAAGAGUGAGCCAAAACACUAGCAGAUUUCAACUUUGUCUCCAGCUUAUUAACUUUGCCAUUGUUGGUUGGUUCUCUGUGGUUGCUGUUCUUGGUUGCAUUGGCGCUAUAAGGUUCAUAGUUCUAGACAUCAGGACUUACCAAUUUUUUCAUGAUAUGUAAUCUGAUGUGAGGCUUUUGUUAGAUGUUCUUUUCAGCCAUACCUGAUGAGUUGUGUCAGAAUUUGGUAAUUGUGUGUAGUUGUUUUAAAGGCCAAGCUUUUAAGUAGAACAAGUGAACAAACACCCAUUCCAAUUGUAGUGUAUAAUGAUUUUAUUUUAAGUCUGUCAAAGCAACUUAGCAAAAGAUAAUUGCCAACCAAAUGCAAUUUGUUUUUAAGAAGUACCAAGUACAAUUCUCCUCUCAAAAUAAUGAUAAUAAUGUCAAUUGGUGAAAA